AAAACUGUAAAUCGUAUAACAAAGCCAGACGAAUUUCUCAAAUAAAUAAAUUGGUCGGAUAACUACUAAGGCCAACCAUACGAACAUCAGUUUUUCGCGAAAGCUCAACGAAAUCGCACACACAAAGCAGACAACAAAAAAUUAGUUAAUACCGCUCAACAACAACCUUAUAGCUGGUGUUCAAAUUUAAGUCAAAUUAAACGCCUGAGUUUUCUUUGAAGUUAAAAUGAAACGCUCAUUUUCAUGGAUUACCAUCACACUGCUCUUGGUCCUGUCGGCGGCCCUCAAUGUAAGAGCGGAUUUAUUUGAAUGUGAUGACAAGAUAUUGCCAUCUCUCUCAGAGAUACCUGGCAUUGGACCCAAAAUAGCCAGCUCCGAGGAUACCGGCGACAAAGUGAAGGGCGUCUUCAAGGAAUGGGGCUGUAAAUUUAAGAAAACUGCCAGCGAUUUUGGUGACAACGUCAAGGAGAAGACCAAACAGCUGGGCGAAGAUGUGCGAGAUGGUUUCAAAAAACUCACAGAAAAAUCCAAAGAGUUGCACACAAAAUUCGAAAGCAAGUUCCACGAUUUUAAGGAUCAUUUGAGCAAGGACUCGGCCGAAUUGGUCCCACAUAAGGAUAAGAAAUUCGUUUUGGAAAAUGUCGAAAUGAUAAAUCCCGAAAAAUUGAAAGCCGAUCAGGAAUGUGGCCAUGGGUUUAUAUUGGAUGUGUUGGGCAAUUGCAAACAAGUGAGGAAGUAGAAAAGAGAAAAAACCGAUUCGCUACAACAGAAAUGAAAUUAAUAUCAGAAAUUGCGUUGUUUUUUUUUCCAAAAAUAAAAGUGAAUAUGUGUGUGUUUUGUUUAUGUUGAAAAUUAGUUGUAUAUUUAAGUUUUUUUGUAUUUUAUAAUAAAGUUACGCUGUGAUUUGAA
This is a messenger RNA of Musca domestica (house fly), 909 nucleotides long. RefSeq lists its product as uncharacterized. Lineage: Eukaryota; Metazoa; Arthropoda; Insecta; Diptera; Muscidae. The transcript has a single exon. The coding region runs from base 227 to 739 and encodes 170 amino acids. The record is from RefSeq and is a predicted model, not a curated record.